Molecule: messenger RNA, 227 nt
Organism: Cylicostephanus goldi
Lineage: Eukaryota; Metazoa; Nematoda; Chromadorea; Rhabditida; Strongylidae
Source: the annotation of a GenBank genome assembly
AUGAACGAACGUAUGAUCGCAGUCGAGAUCAGCGUCGUGAAGAAAGAUACGGAUAUCAGCAGCAACAACGGCGACGAGAUUUUGAAGAGAGUCCUGCAAUGGCCAGAUCUGCAAGAGUUGCAGCUACCAUUCCAACGUGUCGUUCGUGAACUCACUACUGAACUAUUUUCUGGGGAUUAUCGUUUCACAUCUGAAUCCUUAGAGGCACUGCAGGAGGUUUGUUAGGA